AUGGCUGUGGUCAGCGGAACUUACCGUAUGGUGUCGGAGGAGGAGCAGGCUCUCAGGGCCAAGCUGGAACGUCUCACCGUCAAGGACCACGGGCCAGUGUUUGGACCUUGCGCCAGCGUGCCAGACCACACCAAGCAGAAGGCCAAGGACGAACUGAACGAGACAGAUGAGAAGCGAGUGUCUGCAGUGAAGGAGCUGCGAGGAAUGAUUAAAGAGAAGGCAGAUGCAGGCGAUGAUCUGGCCAAAGGGGUCCAGGACACCUUUGGGGAGAAACCAGACAGUUUGCUGGUCCGCUUCAUCCGGGCCAGGAAGUACGACGUUCCCAGAGCCUUCGACCUGAUGAAAGGCUACGUGCGUUUCAGAAAGGAUUACCCCGAGCUGUUUGAGAAUCUGACCCCGGAGGCUGUACGCAGCACCAUCGAGGCCGGUUACCCCGGCAUCCUGCAGAGCAGAGACAAAUACGGCCGCGUGGUUCUGCUCUUCAACAUUGAGAAUUGGGACUACGAAGAGAUCACCUUUGAUGAGAUCCUGCGCGCUUACUGUGUGAUCCUGGAGAAACUGCUGGAGAACGAGGAGACUCAGAUCAACGGGUUCUGCAUCAUUGAAAACUUCAAGGGCUUCACCAUGCAGCAGGCGUCAGGAAUCAAACCCACUGAGCUCAAGAAGAUGGUGGACAUGCUGCAGGACUCAUUCCCUGCCCGUUUCAAAGCUGUGCACUUUAUCCACCAGCCCUGGUACUUCACCACCACCUACAAUGUGGUCAAACCACUUAUGAAGAGCAAGCUGCUAGAGAGAGUGUUUGUCCAUGGAGACGAGCUGGAGAACUAUUACAAGGAGUUUGACGCUGACAUCCUUCCUUCUGAGUUUGACGGAAAAGGUUCCAAAUAUGAUGGCAAGGCCACAGCAGCCAAGCUGUUUGACUAA
This is a messenger RNA of Stegastes partitus (bicolor damselfish), 924 nucleotides long. RefSeq names its product retinaldehyde binding protein 1b (gene rlbp1b). The transcript is spliced from 7 exons. NCBI's taxonomy places the organism in Eukaryota, Metazoa, Chordata, Actinopteri, Pomacentridae. Gene Ontology annotation, molecular function: phosphatidylinositol bisphosphate binding. Gene Ontology annotation, cellular component: membrane. Bases 1 to 924 code for a protein of 307 amino acids. The record is from RefSeq and is a predicted model, not a curated record.